Messenger RNA from Eupeodes corollae, 5015 nucleotides. It is a transcript of the gene MED14, whose product is annotated as mediator of RNA polymerase II transcription subunit 14. Gene Ontology annotation, biological process: regulation of transcription by RNA polymerase II. Gene Ontology annotation, cellular component: core mediator complex; mediator complex. Lineage: Eukaryota; Metazoa; Arthropoda; Insecta; Diptera; Syrphidae. Bases 229 to 4728 code for a protein of 1499 amino acids. Gene Ontology annotation, molecular function: transcription coregulator activity. The transcript has 14 exons. The record is from RefSeq and is a predicted model, not a curated record.
UGUCACACAAAUCGAUGCCGCUGUGAAAGAAAGUGAAUCUACGAUGCAGUGAAGUGAAUUUCUAUUAUUUCCUUUCUAAAUAAAUAAAUUACAAUUUUAUACCAAAUAAAUACAAAAAUUAACAAAUAUUCCAUUGAAUAUACCGAAAGAGCAUCGUAUUGAAAUAAAUUUCCAUAGAAAAAUCACGAAAAAAUCGAUUAAAAUCGUGAAAAAGUUCAAAACAAAAUCAUGGCCCCACAACCACUUGAGGGCAUGCAAGGCCCCAUGUCUGGUUUCCUACCGCCCGGACAAGAACCUGCUGCCUCAUGUCGCAAUACAAUAUCCCUUGCUGUUCUCAUAGAUUUCAUCAUCCAAAGAACUUAUCACGAUUUAACAGUUUUGGCGGAAUUGCUUCCUCGAAAAACAGACAUGGAAAGAAAAAUUGAAAUAUACAAUUUCUCCGCAAGGACAAGGCAAUUGUUUAUAAGACUCAUAGCCCUCGUUAAAUGGGCCAAUUCAGUUUCCAAAGUUGACAAAUCUGCUCAUAUUAUGAGCAUAUUGGAUAAACAAAACAUGCUCUUUGUGGAAACAGCCGAUAUGUUGGCGAGAAUGUCGCGAGAAACCCUCGUCCGAGCUCGUCUUCCCAAUUUCCAUAUCCCAGCUGCUGUGGAAAUCCUCACCACGGGCACAUACAAUCGACUGCCUUCUUGCAUUCGGGAGCGAAUCGUCCCUCCAGAUCCCAUCACUCCAACUGAAAAGAAGCAAACUUUACUCCGACUGAAUCAAGUGAUCCAACAUCGAUUGGUCACUGGGAAACUUCUUCCACAAAUGAGGGACUUCAAAAUAAAACACGGACGUGUCACGUUUGAGGUCAAACACGAGUUCAACGUUUCUCUCACAGUCAUGGGUGAUGGACCAACUGUCCCCUGGAGACUCCUGGACAUCGACAUCCUCGUCGAAGAUAAAGAAACUGGAGAUGGCAAAGCCCUCGUCCACUCGCUGCAAGUCAACUACAUCCAUCGCCUGAUCCAGGCUCGUCUUGUCGAGAACCCCAACGCCCUGAGCGAGGUCUACAACUGCCUGCACUACUUCUGUCAAUCCCUGCAGCUCGAAGUUCUCUACACUCAGACACUCCGUCUGAGCUAUGAACGUCUCGAGGAUAACAUCUACGUUGAGGAAUAUGUCCCCGGCGUCAAGGUCACAGUCUCCUAUUGGCGUGAACUCACCCGAAUGGAUCCAAAAUCUGAACUAGGCUAUCGUCUAACAGUCCAAUCUGAUCCCAAUGAAAUUGGUCGUCCAUUGGCUGUGGUGCAUGUUCCUUCGUUGGGUGCCAAAGAAUCCUCAGAAGUCGCCGAUCGUGCUGUUCGCACCGAACAUCUCUCAAUGGAGCGUCUCAUUGUCCACACAGUCUACAUUCGUUCUGUGUCCCGUUUAAGUGAUUUAAAACUUGAAUUUCAAUCGUUUUUGAAAGAUGUUGAUUUUAAUUUGCAAGGAACUCCAGCGAUCUUGACAGUUCCAGUGUUGAAUCCAUGUCUGCGAGCGGAGCAGGUGCACAUAACCAUCGAUACACACACCGGAAUGCUGAAAUGCCACGUUCCCAAGCACUUGGAUUGUCCAAUCAUGAAUGAGCUCCAGACGACGCUCAACGGAGACCACAGCAAACUCCAGACACUUAUCUCUGAACUGAGAUUCUGGAUAACCCAUCGUCGCUGUGAGAAGACGUUGCAACAUCUUCCCGCCGCGGCCACAGAAACUCUGCCAUUCUUGGUAGUUCCGGAUAACCCUCUGCUUCAGCCAGGACGACAUAAGAUCUUUGUCAAACUCAACCGCCAACCAAAUGUGAUUCUGGUUGUCCAACUCAAGGAGAAACCUUCGGCUCCAAGUGAAAUGGAAUACACCUUCCAUUUGGGCUUCGUCAGUCACAAUGUCGUCGAAUCCGAUGAUCCCAACAAUCAACCUCCUCCGGAUAUACCCAAAAUGUAUACAAAACUCUUGCGUCUGAUUGAGUUCGACACGUUCGUGGCAACCCAUGGUCCUGGCACGCAUGUUGAUGAUGUUCCACCACACAAACGUAAAUCCUCCAUGGAACUGGUUGGGCCACCAUCGAAGCAACAGAAGACCAUAUUUCCAGCUUAUUUCAUCCCCGAGUUGGCUCAUGUCGUGGCGAUGUGCGAUGAGAAGAUUCCAUUCCUCAAUUUGGCUCAGGAAUUUGCCAAACACAACAUACCCCACAGUGGACUGCAGGUGGAGUCGAAUGCUACUUCGUUGGUGCUGAAGUUGCUGACCCUUCCGAUGCCUGUGGCUGCUGCUGAUCCUAAUCAAAAGUCCACAACAACGAUGCCAAUAAUCGAGAAACACGUGUGGAACGAUUUGCUGAAGCGUCUCCUUUCGGUGUCCAUUCGUUCCCAGAUGAACAAGAGCAACCAGAAUCGCACCUGGGUUGUGGAGUUCGUUUUCUACAGUACUCCCCUGCAGAGUACCCAUCAAAAGGAGCAAGGAAACCGGCGAACUGUCUACCUGACCUAUGAGCAAACCCACAACGACCUCGGCAAGACAGUCGAGGAGCUCCUCAAGGAUUGGUCGAAGAUAGUCUAUCUCUAUACGUUGGUGUAUAAUUUUUCAGAGCACUUCAAGUCAGAGAAAUUCAACCUCCACACGAUGGUGAGUGUCAAGUCCUACAGCUACGUGAAUCUUCUGAUGGGUUAUGGGCCCAACAAGGAAGUCACCUGCAACGUGUAUUGGUCCGCCCAGCAGAAGGGAUUCCGGUUGGUCUUUGUCGGUGGCUUAUCUGCCAUCAAUGCCCACUCCAUGAUGAGGGAGCAGUUGCAGUCGCAUCUCAACAAGCAUCAGGAUCUGACUCACAUUGUUCACAUUCUCCACGAAACUUAUCAACCUUUGAGCUCGAUAUCGAAGUUGCCAAUUAUCCCACAGUUGGGAAUUCCACGUCCUCAAGUUCCAGUCCUGUCGUUCUGUAUUCUCCCGCAAUCUCCAACUCUCCUUCGUCUGGCUUAUCAGGCUAUGUACUGUUUGGAGAUCCGGUUCAGGGCUGGAGGAUUGGUGUCCAUUCGAGAUGGAGCCUAUAGCCGUUUCGAUAGGAGCAAUGUCAUAGAUGAAUUCACGCCCACACAGGGUCUUAAGGGCUUCCUUUCAAAAUAUGUCGAUGAGAACGCUGUGUAUAGGAGGCGUUCACAAAGCGAGGACGAUAACCCACCGUCACCAGUGCCCAUGGAGGACACACACAACACCCAAGGUGCUGGAGGAUCUUCGCCGUUCUUGAGCAGUAACAACAUCCGAGGACCCCAAAGUCCUCGAGAUGGUGGAUUGCGAUUUGCCCCACCAAUAACUCCCCCGACAAGUUCGAAUCCUCACACCCCGGCAAGUCCACAUCCCAUCGGAGGCCAGCAGAAUCAUCCAAACUUUAGUAUGACAUCGCCACCAGCUCCCCAUAUGCCUCAUCCAUCUCCGAGCGGUCUUAUGCCUUCGUCGCCUUUGAAUCCACAGCCCAGUCCGAUGGCCCACUCGCCUGGACCGAGUAUGUACAUGCAGCAGCAUACAGACGGAAGUCCAUUUACUGCGAUGUCUCCGGCGACCUCGAACUGGCCUGGUUCGCCGAGCAUGCCACGACCAUCGCCCAGACCGGGACAGAGCCCGGAGCACAAAUCACAGACGACCGUCUCAACAACACAUUUAUCGAGGGUGUUGCCAAAUAGGUCGUGGGCUGGAGCUGUUCCCACUCUACUCACUCAUGAAGCUAUGGAGACUUUGUGCCGGCCGUGUCCACAUCCAAAUAAAGACAUCGGUGGACCGGAGGUGUGUCCUUUGGAGAGGUUCUUGGGUUGUGUGUACAUGCGAAGGCAGCUUCAACGUAACAUCCAGGCUGAGGAGUCUCUGACGGCGUUGAACUCCAACGAACCAGGGGUGGUCCUCUUCAAAGUUGACGGCCUCCAGUGCCAGGUGGUGCUGAACCAGAUACACAUGCAGUCGCUGCAUCUGAAGGUCUCGCAAAUACCCGUCCAGCCUCUGCCCGAUGGAAAACCCACCUUCCAAUGGAAUCCAGACGAUCUGCAAGUGGUGGAGCAAUUCUUCGAGACGCGCAUAGCUGUGCCUCCAUAUCGACCAAAUGCCCUGCAUGGCUUCUGCCGAGCCCUCAACUGUCCCAUUCAAGUGCUGAAGGAUUUCAUCCAAAUUAUGAGGCUAGAAAUGAUGCCUGAACUCGCUCAAGGUAGUCUCAAGUGGACUGUGCAGCUCUGUAUGAGAGUUCCACCCUCAGCGCCUCCAAUCGUUCCCAUUGGAAGUCCGGGUGUGUUGAUUUGUCGAUUGAAGAUACUCUUUUUCCUCCAAGUAACACGGAUUCCCUAUCCCGGAAUGGAUCGCAGCAAUAGUCCGUCGCUAGUUCUACCAAUGAUCUAUGAUCUGAAUUCGAACAUAACCCAGUUGGCUGAGCGGCGAGAACAAGUCCCAUCACAAGCGGCCAAUGCCGCCGGCAUACUCCUUAGACGAUUCGCUGACUAUGGACCACAACCCGGCGAGUGUUCGCUCUUCCCAGCGGUGAGGGAUCUACUGACGAAUUUGACUCUCCCAAGUGACGUUCCUCCACCUGGAGCACAAAUGCCUGGAGCUCAGUCAAUAGUCCCAUCGCCGGUUGGCUCCAGUCCUGGCCCCAUGAUGCACUCACCAAUGCCUCAGAUGGGACAAGUCGGACCACCUCCUCAGGGCUAUCCUAUGGCACCGAAUCAAGGACCUAACUGAUAAUUACUGUAAAAAUUAACAUAACCAAAAGGCUGGCUAAGUGGUUUCUAUAAAAAUUAAACAUUAAACAAAGAAAGUGGACGUGACUGGGCGGAAUGACAGUUGAAAGAAAUACAAAAACAAAACAAAAAAACGUAGCUCAUUACAGUGGCCUAUUAUUUAUAUUUUAAUUCUUUUCUUAGGUAUAAUUAUUAUAAUUAUGUAUUAUAUAUAUAAAACAAAAAUAAUGUAUUGUGUAAUGAAUCAUCAAGUUACUUAUAUUAAAAAAUUCGGUUUAUUUAACUUUU